UCAGCAAGUCUACGAAAGCAAAAUACGGUCCUCCUCCUCCUUCACAUGGCUCAUGCAAAGGAGGGUUUAGGUUUGCCUUUAAAAGCUGAAGAGCGAAACAGCGAGCACACAGUCAGCGGGCUCCGCGUCUGAUACACGUUCACUUUAACCGAGAAGUGUUUGUCUGAGGGGACAUCACCGACCAUGAGCUCCUCACGCGGCGUGGGACUUUAUUUGACGCUUUCCCUCGCUCUUCUGUGCGACGCGUUAGCAGACCCUCCUGCUCCUCAAAGAGAAAGUACUGACACGCUGGCUGAUGAAGAUCAAUUUCAGCGAGAGCUGCCACUUACUCAUGAGGAGCUGGAUUAUUUGAUGCUACAGAGACCAAUCCUUCCCGACCUUUCCAAAGUGAUGGUCUCUUUAGACAUGACCCAGAGAGAAGCCACAAACUUUCACGCCGGGGAUGUCCCAAUAGGUCGCCCAGUGUUUGGCCCUCGCUCCAUGGGACCCAGGACGGGUCCAGAGGUUGAUUUCCCGCCAGCCCUUCCAAAUGCUGGCAACCUGCAAGAUAUCUGUCGGUUCAGCAAAGCUCCGGUCCGGUACCCUAAAGACACGUUUCCUCAGGAUGGCUUUGGCCAUUUGCAUCGUCAGGCUGAUGCUAUCAAUCAGCUCCAGUCCUGGUACAGCGUCUGCUGUGGCCUCAACGGAACACCAGAAGAGCAAAUCUGUUGCGCUGAACAAGCGUGGAAGAAGCGUCUGUCUGCCUUCUGCACUGAGGAAUUCUCUAUUAAGACCAGUCACUACUUCUGCUGUAAGAAGAAGGGGAAGGCCAGGUGGAGCUGUUUUGAUAAAGAGGCUUCAGAUACUUCAUAUCACGUCGUCUCCGAAGACUCAAAUGCCAACACUCAAAAGAUUCAAGGCUUCAAAUUUAACCCCAGUGCUUGCAAAGGCUCAUUGGUGGCUUCUCCAAAAGCUCUUAUGAAGCAGACAGCAGUUCCAUCCAUCAGCUUUCCACCCGGCCGCCCCGAUUCCUCCAACAUAGCGCACAUCUGCGCUCACCACAAGAUGCGACCUCGAUACGUGCCCAAGUGUCUUCCUCGCACCGGCUACGGCUGGCUGGUCCGGCAAUCGAAGGCAAUCAAUAUCCUCGAGAGAGAAUACAACCAGUGCUGUAAGGAGAAAAGGGGCGAACAACGCUGCGCAGAAAAGAAGUGGAAGAGGAUGGUGGAUAGGUUUUGUAAAGAUGAGAAGAAAGCCAAAGGAAGGCAGUUUGAGUGUUGCGGAAAGAAGAAGGGGGAAGAGCUGUACUCCUGUUUUGCAGUUUCUGCUCCAGAUCCAGAAUAUAGAUCCACUGAAGGAGAACUCAGCCCUCCUUCUGCUCCUCCAACCCUCCAGGAUUUAUGCCAUACGCAUACGGCUAUUCAGAGCAUGAAGGGUUUCCCUUUUUCUGUGGAUCAAAUGGUUGAUCGGUGCUGCCCUCUAGUGUUAGAGGAGAGACCUGCAUGUAUAGAGGCAGAGCUCGACAUGCACCUGAAUGAUGUGUGUGAAGCGGAGCUGGCGAAACCUCAUUGCUGUGCACCCAAAAUCAAAAACCGUGUCAAAUGUGCCACAAAGCUGCUCCUGCGCUAUAUCGGCAAGGCGGAUAAAGACAGCAGGAGGAAGAACUGCCCUCAGCUUCUGUUGGUCUGAGUCAGACAGAACCCCUGAUGCUGUGACCGCGGAUCGGUUUUCUACAGACGUUUCAAUAUAUGUACACUUGAGCUGAACAAAGUAAUAUAUGUACACUGUGCAAACCGUUUUGUUAGUCUUCUAUGCAGUUUUAUUGCAAAAUCUCUUUUUACAGAUUAGCAAGAGACAUUUUUCAGCAUUUUUAUAUAUAUAUAUGAAAAAACUGCUUGGACAGUUCAAAAUGUUUUGUUUACAACGUUUCCCCUCUGUUCCCAAAAUGACCACAAAUUAUUAUAUGUAUAUAAGAUAUAAAAAUAAAAAGUCUUCUGUAAUUGGA
Messenger RNA from Puntigrus tetrazona (Sumatra barb), 1984 nucleotides. It is a transcript of the gene ecm1b, whose product is annotated as extracellular matrix protein 1b. Gene Ontology annotation, biological process: signal transduction; regulation of bone mineralization. The transcript is spliced from 11 exons. Gene Ontology annotation, cellular component: extracellular region. The coding region runs from base 184 to 1668 and encodes 494 amino acids. The record is from RefSeq and is a predicted model, not a curated record. NCBI's taxonomy places the organism in Eukaryota, Metazoa, Chordata, Actinopteri, Cypriniformes, Cyprinidae.